This is a messenger RNA of Phanerochaete carnosa HHB-10118-sp, 741 nucleotides long. RefSeq lists its product as uncharacterized. NCBI's taxonomy places the organism in Eukaryota, Fungi, Basidiomycota, Agaricomycetes, Polyporales, Phanerochaetaceae. The record is from RefSeq and is a predicted model, not a curated record. The transcript has a single exon. Bases 1 to 741 code for a protein of 246 amino acids.
AUGAGCCAAGUUGGGCCGGAUGCCCAGUCUGCUCUGGUGGAAUGCAUUUCCGCAGUCCUCCAGCAGCUGCGCACCAGAUCUUCAGAUCCUGUUUCCCACGUGGCUGCUAUCCCCGUCACACGUGUCACAUCUCCGUCACCCCGGCCCCGGUCUCCUGCGCAGCUCCUCCGCCGUCGGUACCGAGCUCGAGCGCGACGACCACACGCCCGCGGUCGCCCGACUCCACCCCGAGCUCAACCGCGCCCGCCGCGUCUGCCCACGCCCUGGCCCACGCCCUCAUCACGGCCGCCUCUCGUUGAUAUCUCUCGUCCCACUGGGAACUCCAGCUGCCAUCCAGGAGAAUUUCUGUCCCGAAAGGCACUGUCGUGCGGUUCCAAAGCGGUCUCCGAGGCACACUCACGCCUUCACCUCGAGGACACCCUGCAUCUCCCCUCCAAACGUACCACAGAGCCCGAGAUCAGCCCGGGGUCAAAUUCACCCUUCGUCCUGCUACACACCCCGGCGCCUCUCACUGGCGGCCGCAGCACCGCAGCACCCGGCGUCGCGUCGCGUUCGCACAGCUUCCCGUGGUCCGCCUCGUCCUCGUCGUCACGCAUGUUUACGGUUGCGGAUCGGCUCAUGCCCAGCGUGCGGAACAACAAAGGAUCGUCUUGCUCUGGUGGCUGUUCACUCAGCCUCUGCACACAGGCGGCGCAGGCGGCGGGGGCCUGGCAGGCACUACUCGGCACCGUCUCAUCGUAA